Oreochromis niloticus (Nile tilapia) is the source of this 3260-nucleotide messenger RNA. RefSeq names its product nucleotide-binding oligomerization domain-containing protein 1. Gene Ontology annotation, molecular function: ATP hydrolysis activity. The coding region runs from base 809 to 3241 and encodes 810 amino acids. The record is from RefSeq and is a predicted model, not a curated record. Lineage: Eukaryota; Metazoa; Chordata; Actinopteri; Cichliformes; Cichlidae. Gene Ontology annotation, biological process: regulation of apoptotic process; positive regulation of transcription by RNA polymerase II; positive regulation of MHC class II biosynthetic process. The transcript is spliced from 7 exons.
ACAACCAAACAAACAAAAACAGUAGAAUAGAAUAAGAUAAAAUAGAUUAGCAUACUAUAAAAAUAGAAUAAAUUACUAUCUUGCAUCAGAAAAAUUACACUUAGUCAUAUUGCACAUAAGGGAGACUAGGCGAGGCUAUCAUGGUGUAUUAGAUGUGUGUGUGCGUGUAUGCGUGUGUGGUCAUCUGGAUAGUCUUUGUUGUGAAGUCUGACAGCAGUUGGAAGGAAAGAACUGCGGAAUUUCUCCGUCCCACAUACUUAGUACUCUGCCUCAAGUGACAGCAAACACUCUCUGCAGGCAGAUGGGCAGAACUCGCCACCUCUGCUCAUCAAAUAAACAGUUGUGAUUGGUUCUCCCGAUCAGGGCAGUUUAGUCAGACAGAGGCGGAGUAUUUCAGCAGUGACUUCGUCGUUGACAGCCGGUGACAAACUGACACCUGAAUACACCUGCCCUUAAAAAGAAAAAAAAAAUCCUGUAUGAGAUCCGGGGCUGUUAAAAAAAAAACAAAAAAAACAACAACAUCAUCCGGGGCACAAGUUCCUGACGUGCACUCUGGUCGUCACGUCGCUAUUAGUUGCUUCCAGUGUGGACUUUACCUUGAGGAGCUCACGUGUUAUUAAGGCGGUGCAGAGGUGAAGCUGGCAAAACAAACUGGAUUUCUCGUGAGUCAGCAACCUCUACCUGAGAUAUUCACAAGCACGCAGUUUGUGGUAGCCAAUCCUCAUCAUCAUGGACAGUGGUUCUGACGCUCACCAGUCUUCGGCCUCCUUCCUUCCAUGUAGCGUACACUCUCAGGGUGCUGGACUCGAUGCAUGAUGGAAACAUGGCUAGUACAUCACAGUCUGCCAAAGAUUAUGUCAAGAAUGCCAGACUCCACCUCGUGAGAGAAUUAAGGAAUCUCUCUGUGAUUCUGGAGAACUUGUAUCAGCAAGGAGUUCUGUGUGAUGAAGAAGUGAGCAAAAUACAGGCAGAGAGGGACGGCUAUGAUAAAACCAGAAAAAUACUGGACUCAGUCACAAAAAAAGGAGAAGCAGCCUGCUAUGUGUUACUGAAGAUUAUUGAUAUGACAAGGAAAAGGACUUUAGAGAGACCCCCUCUUCUUCCUGAGAAGAGCAGUGAAGCUCCUACUGAGUCCAAGAAGUUUGACCUACACCACUGGAUCAGCUGCUUUUCUUUCAAGGACACACACGUGGAUGUAAACUACUUACAAGGACCAAGGCCGUGCCACAGAUAUCAGGAAAAGUUAAAGUCGAAAGUAAAAAAGAUAUCAAAUGAGUUUUGGCUGACAAGUAAAACUCUGUUUGGAGGAAACAAGAAGCCUGAUCUGUCAUACACCUCACUUGUAUUAGACACAGAGGAGAGUGUUUCCCCAUGUAAAAUAAAGAAAUUGAAGAAAAAGAAAAGCAAUAUGAGUCGCCCUAAAAAGCUGAGGAAAUACAUCCCUGAGGAGAAACCAGACAUUUCCCCGACUGAGCUGCUGGAAACGGAUAAAAACAUACUCUUGGUUGGAAAGCCUGGAAUUGGAAAGACAACAUUGACUCAUGAAAUGUUGAGACUCUGGGCAGAAAGAGAAAGCAAAGAGCUUGAUUACAUGUUUUACUUUGACAUGAGGGAAACAUCCCACAUCAGGAAUGCCAAAAGCUUGGAGGAACUUCUUUUUGGUGUGUUUUGUGAACCAGAUGAAGGCAAAGAUGAGGUCUUACAAGACAUACUGAGACACUCUGAUAACGUCACAAUCAUUUUUGAUGGACUCACUGAUCUCUGCUCAUCAGUGGUGGAGAAACUUCUUAAGAAAGACCUACUGCCUCUUGCAAAGAUCAUCAUAACAUGCAGAGCAGAUGAUGAGGAUGAAGACUUGUUUUCUGGGAACUUUGACAGAGUGGAGGUGAAAGGCUUUAGUGAGCAGACUAUAAAAACAUACUUAUCUGCAACACUUGGUGAAGAUCAGACGAAGGUUUUGAGUAACUUGGAACUGAUAACUCUUUGUCAUGUCCCCAUGUAUGCACUGAUGGUGGCUGCUUGCUUUUCAUCAAAAGAUGCUCCACAGCCAUGUACAAUAACUGAGAUAUACAUCAAUAUUGUUCGUUUUUUCCUUCAGAUAAACAGCAAAACAAAGAAGAAAGAUCUAAAUUCCUUCAUCAAAACCAAGAGAGAAGAAAUUCUGUCUUUGGCUGAAGUUGCUUUUCUUUCAGCUGAAAGAAAAACCGUGAACCUGACAGACCUGCCCUGUGAAGAUAGCUGUGUCCUCUCCUUCCUGAAACCACUUCUCAUUAAGGAGGCUGUGACUGAAACGAUAACCACAUAUGCAUUUCUCCAUUACACAGUGCAGGAGUUUUUUGCAGCACUGUGGCUCCUGAAGAAUCCUGAUAAAAUCAGAGAUGUUUAUCAGCAGUGCCUCACAGAGGAGAAGAAACACAUGAAACAUCUGAUCCCCUUCAUGUGUCGACUGUUGAAUGAGAAGAGCCCAAGUUUGAUGAAGCAUCUGAUUCCAGAUAAAGACCUGAAGAAUACAUCUAACUGGUUCUUCAAGGAGCUGAUUAACACAUUUCUUCCUCAUCUGUGUGAGCAAGAAGAGGCUGAUACUGAGGACAUACUGUUCUUAUGCCAGUGCUUGUAUGAGUCCCAGAGUCCUGAAGCAUGCAUCUACCUUCUGGACAAACUGGACUACCAUCUUGACCUCAGUGGAGAGAGUCUGGAUCCUUACCCUUGCUGUGCUGUGGCCUAUGUGGUCACUCAGUCAAAGGAAAGAAAAAUAUUGAUGAACCUCGAGGACGUGAUUAUAUCAGAACAAGGAAUGAGACAGCUGUUCGGAUGCCUUGAAAAUGUUGAGUGGUGUGACCCUCUCCCUCGACAAAUGUGGGAGAUUUUCCUUGUCAGUGAAGAGCAGAUGGACUUUGUAAGCCUACUCAGUCUUGAUGGAAAUCAGUUACACCUUCCAGUUGAUGGUGAAAAACAUCUGUUUGAAAGAGCUGUGGAAAUCAUCCAAAGGAUGCCUACCAAGGUUAAUGUCUGCCUGUACUGGGACAGAGAAACCUCUGCCUGUCAGAGUCUGUGUGAGUCUCUGUUAGAGGCUUUGCUGUUCAUCAGCUCACUUAGCUUCAGAGGUCCAGAGUCAUGGAGCCAGGAGAAAUACCAUGGGACACUGGAGAGGGAGCAGAAGAGGCUGUUCAUGGAUUUAUGCCUGAAAGCAGCACUUCAUGAUGGACCAAAUUUCUACAAUCUCCUGCAGUCUGGUCCAUAAACCUCUCAGAGAGAAAGAC